This is a messenger RNA of Megalobrama amblycephala (Wuchang bream), 1276 nucleotides long. RefSeq names its product UBX domain protein 1 (gene ubxn1). NCBI's taxonomy places the organism in Eukaryota, Metazoa, Chordata, Actinopteri, Cypriniformes, Xenocyprididae. The record is from RefSeq and is a predicted model, not a curated record. The transcript has 10 exons. Gene Ontology annotation, molecular function: protein binding. Bases 84 to 983 code for a protein of 299 amino acids.
GAGAAAGGCUCAUUUUCGCGAAUUGUCUGUUGUAGGAUUCCGUAGUGUGUGGUAGCGCGUCCCAGUGCAGACUACAAAUCACAAUGGCUGAGUGCACUACAUUAGACAGUUUGCUGGAAAUGGGCUUCGACAGAAACAGAGCGGAGAGGGCAGUAGCACAUACUGGAAACCAGGGCAUUGAGAGAGCAAUGGACUGGUUAAUGGAGCAUGAAAAUGAUCCAGAUAUAGAUGAGCCGUAUGUUCCACCUGCUGGGAAUACUCUUGGCUCAACAGAAGAACAGAUCCAGUCUCCUACAGAAACCUCUGAAUCAGCUAUUGAAGGUGUAGAACAAGAGGGAGAUGCCAAACAUCCUAUGACAGAGGAAGAAAAGAGGGAACAAGUAAAACGACUGGAGGAGUUGAUGAAGGCGAGGCAGGAGGAGAGGAGAGAAAGAGAGCGACAGGAGGAGAUAGAAAGAGAAAAGCAGAGGAGGAAACAAGGGCAAGAGCUGCUGCAGGUUAAACAAAAGCUUCAGGAAGACGAAAUGAAGAAGCUGGCAGACCAGCGCAGGAGGGAGAAGAUGGAGGACAGGCUUGCCAAGCAGCGGGUUAAAGACAAGAUUGCACGAGACAGAGAGGAGAGGGCACGAAAGUUUGGAGGUGGUUCAUCAAGCACGGGUUUGUCAUCUCCCCCCUCUGAAGCCCCUCUACAGUCUCCACCUGAGAAUCAAGGGGCUCCUCCUGCUAAGAAAGACUACGAUGACUGUAGGAUACAGGUGCGUCUUCUAGAUGGCUCCACCUUGAGUACUGUGUUUAAGGCUCAGGAACCUCUGGCUGCUGUGAGAGUCUAUGUUCAGAUGAAUGGGGCAAACGGACAGGAUUUCAACCUCAUCACCCCGUAUCCUAGACGCGUAUACACGGAUCUAGACAUGGAAAAACCCCUGCGUGAGCUGGGUCUGGUGCCUUCUGCCGUCCUUGUCGUGACCAAGAAAGAAAUUAAUUGAAAUGAUUAUAGAAAAAACAAGCUGUUCUUCCAGAAGUCAAAGCAAGAUCAAGCAGAUUACUCUGUGGAGACUAUGUAUCAGUGGACUUAUACUGCAGUGAUCACACUCAACAAAGAGCCAAAUAUACAAUGCAAUGAGUUGAUCAGUAAUUUCAUUAAAUGUAAACCUGCCGAUACCGCUCAAUAAAGGGCCAAGUGAGUUCUCACAAUGAUGAACAUUGAGAAGGUGGUUGUUACCUUUGUUUCGCUACAUUGGAAAUAUGACAUUUUCAACAAUAAAAUUAAUCUAACUCA